UACCCUCACGCACUCACGCUCCUCCGUCUCCAGAAGCCAAAUCUCUAAAUCCGUCUGAUUCCUCUCAUCGUCUCCGUCGGCCGUCGCUCCAAGCUCCAGCACCCAUAUUUACUAGGUGACUUCUUGACUCCGGCUCUCUCAUCGUCUCCGACUAGCGACGCGUUUCCUUUACUAGGAAUACUAGCGUCUUUACAGGGCUGGGAUCAUGAGUUCUCAUCAACAUGCAGAGCUCCCUCAAGUAAAACCACUUGUAGCAUUAAGUGGUACUGCAAAAGAAGGUGCCAUUGGACCGACCCUUGGUUUGAUUGACAUUGGUGAGAGCGAGUAUGCUUACCUUUUCCAAGUGUCCCUUCCUGGAGUAAGAGAUAAAGGUAAUUUAAAAUGCGACAUACAGAGAGAUGGCAAAGUCCAGAUAGAGGGUAUGAUCUCAGAGUCUCAACUUUUAAAGAACGCCUCUGAAGUUUAUCAAGUGAAUGUACAAGAGCUUUGCCCACCCGGACCAUUCACCGUAUCAUUCAGUUUGCCAGGAGCAGUGGAUCCCAGGCUAUGUUCUCUAACAUUCAGACAAGAUGGUAUUCUAGAAGUUGUCGUACUGAAGUUUGGAUUACCUCGGGUUUCAGCCGAAGGUUUGUCUGAAAAUUGGUCCAAUGGCUGGUUCCAACCUUCGUAACUGUAAUCAGUGUUUAGGUAUGUUUUCUUGAUUAUGGUCAUAGGACAUUUAAUUUAAAAACUGAUGAAGGUGGUUGUAAUCCUUGUUGUGAAGAAUGCGAUAGAGUAAGGUCAGACUCCCCAAAGUCUAGGUUCCACCCACGCUUCAUUUUCCUAUAUAUGCUACUCCGUAUAUUGCUAUUUACUAGCUGAAUUAUGGAAAAUUGGAUUUUGUACCAUGACUACCAUCCCAAAUUCGUUUGAUUUCCGACAUGCUUUCCUAGCUAGUAGAUAUCCAUAUAUAGUUGUAUUUUUUGUCACUUAACAUAUGCUUUUUUUGGUCAAUAAAAAGUGAUUGGAACAUGAUUCUUGUAUUUGAAAGUUACGAGUUCGAUUGUUAUUAACAUUUUUUU
Messenger RNA from Ipomoea nil (Japanese morning glory), 1061 nucleotides. Its product is annotated as increased DNA methylation 3-like. The transcript is spliced from 3 exons. Gene Ontology annotation, cellular component: nucleus. Bases 206 to 670 code for a protein of 154 amino acids. The record is from RefSeq and is a predicted model, not a curated record. Lineage: Eukaryota; Viridiplantae; Streptophyta; Magnoliopsida; Solanales; Convolvulaceae.